Molecule: messenger RNA, 1536 nt
Organism: Eucalyptus grandis
Lineage: Eukaryota; Viridiplantae; Streptophyta; Magnoliopsida; Myrtales; Myrtaceae
Product: O-glucosyltransferase rumi homolog
Exons: 6
Coding region: 1-1536 (511 amino acids)
Source: RefSeq, a predicted model, not a curated record
AUGGGGGAAGGGAAGGACGGUCGCGGCGCGAACCUGAAAGACUGUAGCCGAGUGGCGUCGACGACGAAGACAUGGCGUAUUUCGUGCACCGUCUUAUUGUUCUUGCUCGUUUUCCUUCUCUCUGCAGUCUUCAUAUCCUGGAUGGACAAUUCUACUUCAGGUCUUUUGAUUCUCAAGACUACUAUAACGGGAAGCCGUGAAGAUUCCUCCCGGAAUUUCACGUACCCGCUCAACUGCAGCGCCACCGCCAGCAUGCCGCAGACAUGCCCGGGGAAUUAUCCUACAAAACAUCAGACCGAGAACUCAUACGCCGAGGCAUGUCCGGAGUACUUUCGGUGGAUCCACGAGGAUCUUCGGCCCUGGAAGGGUGCGGGAAUCACGAGGGAAAUUCUUGAAAGCAGCAAAGAGCACGCGCACUUCAGAUUGGUGAUCCUUAACGGAAAGGCCUAUGUAGAGAAGUACAGGAACUCGUUCCAGACGAGGGACGUGUUCACGAUUUGGGGGAUCUUGCAGCUCCUAAGGUUGUACCCCGGUAAGGUGCCGGAUUUAGAGCUCAUGUUCAAUUGCGCAGACUAUCCAGUGAUCCCGAAACGAGACUACGAAGGCUCAAAAGCUGCGACCGUCCCGCCAUUAUUUCACUAUUGCGGACUCAAUACGACCAUGGACAUCAUAUUUCCAGAUUGGUCCUUCUGGGGCUGGCCUGAAGUAAACAUAAGGCCAUGGGAAGGCACUUUAGGAGCCAUAGAAGAGAAAGCAGGGAAGACUAGAUGGAAGGACAAAGUGCCCUUCGCUUACUGGAAAGGCAACCCUGUGGUGGCCCAAACCAGGCUUGAUCUCAUGAAAUGCAAUGGCACUACUGAAAUUGAUUGGAAAGCUCGCUUGUAUACCCAGGAUUGGCGUCAAGCGACGGCAGAGGGAUUCAAGGACUCGAAUCUAGAAGAUCAAUGCACCCACAGGUACAAGAUUUACGUAGAAGGAAGUGCUUGGUCCGUGAGCGAGAAGUACAUUUUGGCAUGCGAUGCCGUGACGCUGAUGAUAACUCCAGAGUACUAUGACCACUUCACGAGAGGGAUGGUACCGAUGGAGCAUUACUGGCCGAUUAGGCCAGAUCAGAAGUGCAGAGAUAUCAAGUUCGCCGUCGAAUGGGGAAACAAUCACACCGAGGAGGCGCAGAGGAUCGGCGAGAGCGGGAGCAGAUUUAUCUCCGAGAGUCUUAAAAUGAAGUACGUAUACGACUUCAUGUUUCAUCUGCUCAACGAGUAUGCAAAGCUCCUGAAGUUUGACGUCGAAGUCCCCCCGGGAGCGGUCGAGCUGUGCUCGGAACUGAUGGCGUGCCCGGCCGGUGGGUUGAUCAGGAAGUUCAUGACUGAAUCGGUGGUGGAGUCCCCUAGCAACACCCUCCCAUGCUCGCUGCCGCCACCUUAUGAAGCCCUGGAGCUCAAAGCUUUCAUGGAGCGAAAAGAGAGUGUCACUAGGCAAGUGGAGAAGUGGGAGUCUGAGUUCUGGCAGAAUCUUGAGAAGAAACCGCAGACGUGA